This is a messenger RNA of Lolium rigidum, 3107 nucleotides long. RefSeq names its product TBC1 domain family member 5 homolog B. Lineage: Eukaryota; Viridiplantae; Streptophyta; Magnoliopsida; Poales; Poaceae. The coding region runs from base 326 to 2812 and encodes 828 amino acids. The record is from RefSeq and is a predicted model, not a curated record. The transcript is spliced from 5 exons. Gene Ontology annotation, biological process: activation of GTPase activity. Gene Ontology annotation, molecular function: GTPase activator activity.
GCCUAACCCAUCUCCCCUCUCUCUCUCUCUCCCUCUCCUUCUUCCCGGCCAAAUCAGACCCCUCCCCCCAGCUAAAGCAAGAACGCCAUUCUCGCAGCUACAGAAGAGAGGAGCGGAGAAAUCAUCUCCCCCUUACCUCCCCAUUCCCCAAAUCCCCGAUAAACCGAAUCUGCUCUGGAAAGAUCCUCCUUUUCUUGGUUUCCACUUCCACCUACAGAUAAACAAAAGCUAUUUUUAGCGUUCUGGGCCACGUUUCUUGGCUUCCGUUCUGGUUGUUGUUUAAUCCGAGGGAGUCCAAUUCGCCUGCGACUGAAGGGGCCCGGCCAUGGCGGAGGAGGAGGAGAGGCGGCGGUUCUCGAGUCUACGCAGCGUCCGGUGGCGUGUCGAUCUCGGCAUACUGCCGGCGUCGCAGGAGGCGUCCGUCGAGGAGCACCGCCGCGCCGCCGCUGAUUCGCGACGGAGGUAUGUUAGUUUGAGGCGCCGUCUUCUGGUAGACCCUCAUCUUCCAAAGGAGGAGGCUAGAUCAUCUAACCUUAUUGUGGACAACCCGCUCUCUCAAAACCCAGAAAGUAGCUGGGGCCGUUUUUUCAGAGGGGCAGAGUUGGAGAAGACUGUUGACCAAGAUUUAUCUCGAUUAUAUCCCGAAGAUGGUAGUUACUUUCAGACGCCUACUUGUCAGGCCAUGCUGCGCAGGAUACUCUUGAUGUGGUGUCUCCAACACCCAGAGUAUGGGUACCGCCAAGGAAUGCAUGAGCUAUUGGCUCCUCUAGUGUAUGUUCUUCAGGUCGACAUUGAUAAACUGUCUCAAGUACGAAAACUCCAUGAAGACUGCUUCAGUGAUGAUUUUGAUGGAGUACCUUUCCCAGACACCGAUAUGGUUUUCAGUUAUAAACCUAGAAAGGACCCAAAGUGGAGUUCAGAAGCUGACAAUGAAAAUGAUUCUGAAAGUACUUCCAAAGUUAGCAGUCUUGAUGAGCUUGACCUAGAUACAAAAGAAAUAAUAUUACUUAGUGAUGCAUAUGGAGCGGAAGGUGAACUAGGCAUUGUAUUAUCUGAGAGGUUCAUGGAGCAUGAUGCCUAUGCUAUUUUUGAUGGUUUGAUGGACGGAGGUGGUGGAGUGGUUCGCAUGGCUGAAUUUUACUCUCCAUCCAGUAUUGGAUCCAGCUCAAGCCUACCACCUGCUAUUGAAGCCUCGUCAGCGUUAUAUCAUUUGCUUUCCAUCGUUGAGCCAUCUCUUCAUAACCAUUUCAUUGAGCUGAAAGUGGAACCACAGUGGUUCGCACUCCGUUGGCUGAGGGUCUUGUUUGGACGAGAAUUCUGCCUCAAUGAUCUUUUAGUAGUAUGGGACAAAGUCUUUGCCUGUUCCAAUAAUAUGCUGCUGAAUAAUGAUGAGGAAUAUAGCUUUCGGAUCUUUUGUUCAGCUAGAGGGGCAUUCAUUGCAGCCAUGGCAGUCUCAAUGCUUCUUCAUGUUAGAUCGUCCCUGUUGGCUACGGAGGUUAAUGUCUCUUGCCUCCAGAGACUAUUGAAUUAUCCAACGAACGUUGAUGUACAGAAGCUAAUUGAGAAGGCCAAAUCACUGCAGUCUAUUGCCAUUGAUGCGAACACUCCAUCUCCAACUUUCCUAUUAAAGAGGGAUAUCUGCGAGUAUGACAGAGUUAAAAGUAACCUCGCUAUUUCAACUCCUCCAAGAACCCCAUUGCAUCCUGUAUCCGAGAGUUACUGGGAAAAGCAGUGGAGAAAUUUGCACAAUGAUGGAACAUCUCCUAAGGAGACUGAGAAGGUUAAUUCUUCCAGCAGCGAAAUAAAGAAAUCUUGGAGGCAGAAGCUUGGUCUAUCUAGGACAGAGUCACUUCCUUCUCCAGUGACGAAGGUAAUCAGUGUGGGAAGUGAUGCUCGAAAUUCGGCAAGGCGGUGCCUUCUGAAUACUUUGUCAGAUAGUGUGGAAAGAUCUCAUGAAAUUGCUGGGAAAAUUCAAGAAGAUGAAUUCCCUGUUGUCUCAGUUCACAAGGAGCCUCCUGUGAGUUCUGCAGAGUCCUCUCCGUUACGAGCAACUGGUGAGAGUGUAACUGUAAGCCCACCAUGUCUGGCAAAAGUUAGCCCACUGGAAAGUUCACCAGUUGUGCCAGCUGGUGAGAGUGAAACAAGAGCACAAUGUGCAACAGAAGCUUGUUCUAGUGGCGAGAACUCUCCAGUGUUUUAUGCAGCCAUUGCUGGCAGUGAACAUGAGAACGUUCAAGAUAACGAUUCUGAGAGAAGCAGUAUCACUUCUAACUCAUGUGCUGGUGACGAUGAUAGAGAUGAAAUCCUUCAAGACGAGCCAUCCAGCUCUAAUUGUGAUGGCAAAACUGUUCAAGAUUCAGAAGCGGCAACUUCUGAUAAAACUGCAGAUCCAGAUGGAUCCUCUGAGAGAGCCGUAGUAUCUAAUGAAAGGAAGCCAUUUAUUAGUAAAUUUCAGUGGCUGUUGAAGCUAGGCAGACCCUCAGGUGAAGGCAGCAUCGAGAAGGGUAGCGGUGAGACAUCGGCUGGUAAAGGCGGCGUUGAUGCAUCCUGCUCUGAUGCGAACUCAAACAACUCGCGUGGUAGCACGAAGUUAGCUGCUGGUGAUAAGAAGGUCGUGGGCACAUUUAAGAAUCUUGGACAAAGCAUGCUUGAAAAUAUCCAGGUGAUUGAGUCGGCGUUUCAGCAAGAUCGCAGCCAGCCGGGCCCCAUGGAGAACUUCUCGAACAACAUCCUGGGUGGCAAAGGACAGGUCACUGCAACGGCGGCUCUGACCGAGCUCCGAAAGAUCAGCAACCUGCUCAGCGAGAUGUAGCCAUGUAGAGUCAAUGGCCUAGUGAUAACAAGAAAGGCAGGUGCCUAGGCCAUCUUGUUCACCGUUGCUCCUGCACUGCUCCACCCAUAUGUAAAUAUAGGUUUCAUUCGAUUAUUCCAUUUGAGUCCAAUAUGUAACUAAUUAAGCACUGUUGUACCCAAGGAGCUCCUAUCAAUCUAGGUUUCGCGACGAUGAGGAAGUAGUUUUCGUCAAGGGGUAGGGAGCUAUUUUUGAUGGAAGAAUUUUGUAAGAGUCACUGGUCAAGGAUGAAUAAAUGGAAGAAUAAGUUCGAGUA